Messenger RNA from Candidula unifasciata, 267 nucleotides. The record is from the annotation of a GenBank genome assembly. NCBI's taxonomy places the organism in Eukaryota, Metazoa, Mollusca, Gastropoda, Stylommatophora, Geomitridae.
AUGCAAAAAACCAUUCGCAUCAGUGAAGGCCAGCUUCUCUACCUAGCCAGCAAAGCCAAGGUAGAGAAUACAAUGUGUGGAUACCUUCAUAAACGCAGCUCUGAUCUGGGCAAAUGGCAACAACGUUACUUUGUUCUAUAUCAGAACGUGCUGUUUUACUAUGAGACAGAGAUGUCGACGCGACCUUCUGGUGUUGCUUUGUUGGAGGGCAGUUACUGCGAUAGGAUUAUUUCUCCAAGCUCCAAAAGCAGGGACACCGACAAACAA